AUGCCACAGCAGCCUGACUCUGCGACCCCCACCAGGCUGUGCAGUAUUAAUGAAUCGUUACUGGGGCAGAAACUCCGGAUUGCGGGACGAGUGCUUUCCUAUGACGUUCUGACUGGUCUUUUCGUUCUCUUGGACAAUGAUAAAGCUGUUAUGGUGGACGUUUCGAUGGCGCUUGACGACAAAUCGAAGCUGUGGGCGACUGAGCGGCUUAGCACGGUUAUCGUUCUUGGACACUUGGAAAGGACAGAGGUAAAAUUGACUUCGAUGACAGCCAAGACGGAGGAUGUUUGCUCAUGA
Laccaria bicolor S238N-H82 is the source of this 297-nucleotide messenger RNA. RefSeq lists its product as uncharacterized. The transcript is spliced from 2 exons. The record is from RefSeq and is a predicted model, not a curated record. Bases 1 to 297 code for a protein of 98 amino acids. Lineage: Eukaryota; Fungi; Basidiomycota; Agaricomycetes; Agaricales; Hydnangiaceae.